UAGUGGAAUUCAAUCAAUUGACUUUCGAAAAUACAAACAAGAGCCAAAAGAAGGAAGAAUAAUAAAAAUGAAAAUGAGCUCUAUAAGUUCUCCAUUGAAAGGUCCAUUGAUUCGGAGGAUCGCGCCAGCUCAAUAGAAGGAGACAUCAAUGACACGUACCGUUAUAAGAGAGAAACAGACACGCCACAAGAGCGCUCGCUCUCCACGUUUUUAUGGCGUUUGCCAUUGCUUCAUCUUAUCGAGCUUUCACACGAAAUCCAGGAAAAUAUUAUGCGUUGAUCAGAUAAAUGGAGCGUAUAUACGGUAAGAAACGUAUGUACAUAGAAGAUAAAUAGAACAAAAUAGCGUCUCUUUGAUGUUAAGAUGUCACACACGCACGUUGGAGAUAAGAAAUGAUACAAAAUGAAAGAAAUGACGCGAUAGCAGAUCGAGCGUUCGACCGGUUGGUGAUUCGCUCCUUGAAACGAAGUAUCUCAGUAGAAAGUAGACUCUAGCUCUCCGAAUGGUUAGUACGCGAGGCAACGCACCUCCAAGUGGCUUUGCCUAAGUGAUUUCAACCUUCUUUUCAGAAGAGAAAGUAUAUGCGCUGCAUUGACUGCCUGCACGUACCUUCAUUGAGUCGAGUCGCGUGUUUUAUUUCAAUUCUUUACGAACUCGUCGAAUCUAUCAACGUUCUUCCGGUACCAAACGCUGACUAAGACUCAAUAGCCGUCGAUAAUCAUCUAAUAAAUCUAAUGGAAUUUUUACGUAAAAUUACUUUUCAACUUCUGAACUGGAACUCCAUUUUUUAUGCCUCAUCCUUUUUCCUUCUUUUCUUUUUAGAAUUUCAGCGAAUCAACGAAAUCUUGCGUAUUUUUUGUUUGUAUGGAAUGAAAUUAUUUACCGUUAUUUAAUUUAAAAUAAGAUUUUUCUCUCUCGUAUUAUUAUGAUGAUUGUAACUGGACGUGUUUGAUCGAUUUAAAUAGCCAUGCGUAGAACGUUUGUCGAUACGAUAUGAUUCUAUUGUUUGUUGUAACAAAUCUACGAUGUCAAUGAUUUCCAAUUUAAAUGAUUCGAUAUUGUCCUUUUACGAUGGUCAGUCUCAUUGUUUAGUCACAGAUAUCUUGGUACCUGGUUAUACUAUAGAAGAGGAAUUCAUAAGACUUAUUAGAUUUGCGAGUUUUAAGAAAAUUAGAGAUUUCAUUUCUAAGAUUUCUAGCCAUUCAAUAAACUUACAUUAUCCCACGUUCGACUUAAAAACACCCCUUCUAGAAGUUAUUCGUCGUGGCGAUGUUCAUAUUUUGGCAUUACUUAUCGAAAAGAUCCCAGUCUGUUUGGACGAUACGACAACACAACCUUAUGGUAAAACUAUUCUUAUGAGUGCUGCAUACACUACCAAAAAUCCGGAAAUAUUACAAUUGCUUUUAAAAAAAGGCGCUAACAUCAAAAAGCUCGAUAAUCGUGGUUGGACUUGUCUUCAAUAUGCCAUAGUUGGAGAAUGUCUAAGAAAUGUGGAAAUUCUUUUGGAUUUCGGUUUGGAUAUCAAUGUUCGAGAUUACAAUAAUCGAAUACCGCUAAUGAUAGCCGUUCUUUUUUCGAAUGUGGACAUUCUUUUGCUGCUCUUGAAUCGUGGCGCCGAUAUUACAGCUAGAGAUCAAACAGGCUUCACGGCCUUACACCUUGCGAUCUUGCGAAAAAAAAGAGAUGCUGCUAUUCUUUUGAUUAAAAGAGGAAGCGACAUUAGCCUGCCCACACCGCUGACCAAGAUCUCGCUUCGAAAAUUGUCCGAAAUUACAUUGCCAAAACUGUUACCAUCUAUUCAAUACGAAGAAGAUGCUCUCGAUUGCGAGGAUCAAAAUUGAAUGUGAAAAAUGAUAAAAUUAGUUUUUUUAUUUUGUUCACCGAAGGAUUCUUCUUCAUAUUCUCAAAGCUAAGAUGCGUGGCUAAAGUUUGCACUUCGUCAUCUGUAAUCCUUUUGUUCAGAAAAGUGGCUACUUUCUUGAUUAUAGAUGGAAGAUCCUGCAAGCAAAAUCUUUUUUUAAUAGGAGCACUUUAUAAUGUUUGAGAAAUUGGUAACAAGCAAAACGAUCUGUUUCACCUUCUUUUUCUUUCAUUUAACGUAACGUUUUAAGAGUCGACGUAAAACGAUUGUAAAACAUUAAGAAAAUAACUCGUUCGACAUGCUCCCAAUACGGAGCGUAGGCAACUGGCAAAAAAGAUUAACAGUAUAAUGUACGAUGUUAAGAAAAAGCUGGCAAAAUUCAUUGAAAUCACCUCGAUAGCCUUCAACCAACUUGCCAUGAUGAAAAUAGGAGAUACAUGUGUCCUUUGGAUUCCUGAUGACAUUGAUAAUGCGCGCUUUCUUUUCACCCAUUCUUAAUUGUCGCGGAAGGAGAUGAAAUGGCAGAUGGGUUUUGAUAUAUCUUGGACUGAGUUGGUUUUUUAUGAAGUUCACGCUAUUUUGCAUUACCUCGGAAUUCAAUGAAUUUGGUAUAUCCAACAAGAACUUUUCGAAGUCGUAGAUAAUUGAGACCCUACCGUAAUCAAUUUUUCUUUAUUUAUUUUAACGCUAAGCAGUUGAAAAUUAAUACAUUCCAAUUUUCAAACUUACUCUAAGAAUGGAAAUCUUUCAAACAAUAAUUGUUUUGCGCCUUGGAAAUCUAAAUCGUUACCAAUACACCAAACCAUUUCCUGCGUCCAUGUGGUACCUAUUAUUUGUUUGUUUUAUAAAAGACUCAUUUAAUAAAAAAAGUAAAGAAUUCAAAGACUAA
Messenger RNA from Vespa velutina, 2750 nucleotides. Its product is annotated as ankycorbin-like. Gene Ontology annotation, molecular function: protein binding. Lineage: Eukaryota; Metazoa; Arthropoda; Insecta; Hymenoptera; Vespidae. The record is from RefSeq and is a predicted model, not a curated record. The coding region runs from base 1026 to 1841 and encodes 271 amino acids. The transcript has 7 exons.